Molecule: messenger RNA, 542 nt
Organism: Daldinia loculata
Lineage: Eukaryota; Fungi; Ascomycota; Sordariomycetes; Xylariales; Hypoxylaceae
Product: ribosomal protein L36-domain-containing protein
Exons: 2
Coding region: 117-461 (114 amino acids)
Biological process (GO): translation
Cellular component (GO): ribosome
Molecular function (GO): structural constituent of ribosome
Source: RefSeq, a predicted model, not a curated record
AUCGGAUUUUCCCUGCAUCGGAUGUACAUUCAUACAUUUUACACUUUGCAUCGACAAAUCCCAAACACGGUAGUUCUAGGAGAGGGCAAUUGCGAUACCCAAUCCUCCUCUUCGAAAUGGCGGCCUCUUCUCUAAUAUCGUCGCUUCGGGCGCUGUCCCUUCGCGCGGCACGGAUACCAGCAGCCCGACAAAUUCUACGAGAACAUCAACACACUCGUAGCAUCUCCCAAGCGGUUCUAGCUCCGAGAACGACGGCAAGACCCACGCCGACGAUAACGAACGCAACGAGGAUGAUUCAAGCCGUCGCGCAGCAGCAGACCAGAGGCAUGAAGGUUCACAGUUCAGUCAAGAAGCGAUGUGAACACUGCAAGGUCGUGAGAAGAAAGGCUGGCAAGCGACAUCGUGGUUACCUCUACAUCAUCUGCAGCGCGAAUCCAAGACACAAGCAACGACAAGGAUAAAGAAAUUGAUAGACAGUCCUCUAAAUGGGCCGAUAAAGGUAUUACUUCGGGGUGUUCUGAAUUUUGCGCUUAUUAUUGGCG